AUGGCUACCAACGGCGAUUUUUCAGACGACGAGUCCCAGCCCGGCUCCCCCAUUCUCAACGCCAACGGCCAGGAUGACAUUGAGGACCAAGAGCCUCUCGAGCAGGAGGAGAAGCCCCUGAAGUCGGCGAUCAAGAAGGAGUCCAUACCCUCUCAGCCAACACGACCAGAGCUCCCGGAGCAACCGAACCCAGAGACACUCGAUCUUUCCACACUAACUCCUCUGUCGCCCGAAAUUAUCGCCCGCCAAGCUACGAUCAACAUUGGUACCAUCGGUCACGUCGCUCACGGAAAGUCAACGGUGGUGAAGGCUAUCUCCGAGGUUCAGACUGUCCGAUUCAAGAACGAGUUGGAGCGAAACAUUACCAUUAAGCUGGGUUAUGCCAACGCCAAAAUUUACAAGUGCGACAACCCCGCUUGCCCUCGGCCGACAUGCUACAAGAGUUAUAAGAGUGAGAAGGAGGUUGACCCGCCAUGUGAGAGGGAUGGAUGCUCCGGUCACUACCGUCUCUUAAGACAUGUCUCCUUCGUCGAUUGCCCUGGUCACGAUAUUCUCAUGAGUACUAUGCUUUCAGGUGCCGCCGUCAUGGACGCCGCUCUUUUGCUCAUCGCCGGAAAUGAAACUUGCCCUCAACCUCAAACCUCGGAGCACUUGGCAGCCAUUGAAAUCAUGAAGCUUAGCCACAUCAUCAUUCUCCAGAACAAGGUUGACUUGAUGAGGGAGGACGGAGCCAUGCAGCAUUACCAGUCCAUCUUGAAGUUUAUCCGUGGCACCGUUGCCGACGGUUCUCCCAUCAUCCCCAUCUCCGCGCAACUCAAGUACAACAUCGACGCCGUCAACGAGUACCUCGUUUCGCACAUCCCCGUUCCCGUUCGCGAUUUCACAGCCUCCCCUCACAUGAUUGUCAUCCGAUCUUUCGACGUGAACAAGCCCGGUGCGGAGAUCGACGAGCUGAAGGGUGGUGUUGCUGGUGGUUCUAUUCUGACCGGUGUGCUGAAGCUGAACGACGAGAUUGAAAUCCGACCCGGUCUCGUUACCAAGGACGAGAAUGGCAAGAUCCAAUGUCGCCCUAUCUUUUCGCGGGUCGUCUCGCUCUUCGCCGAGCACAACGACCUCAAGUUCGCCGUCCCUGGUGGGUUGAUCGGUGUCGGUACUCGUGUUGACCCUACUCUUUGCCGUGCUGAUCGUCUGGUCGGUUUCGUCCUUGGACACCGCGGACGUCUGCCCGCCAUCUAUACCGAACUGGAGGUCAACUACUUCCUGUUGCGCCGUCUUCUGGGUGUCAAGACUGCCGACGGUAAGCAGGCCAAGGUUGCCAAGCUGGCGAAGAACGAGGUUCUCAUGGUCAACAUUGGUUCCACGGCCACUGGUGCGAAGGUUGUCGGUGUCAAGGCCGAUGCUGCUAAGCUCAGCUUGACCAGCCCUGCUUGUACCGAAGUCGGCGAGAAGAUCGCCAUUAGCCGAAGAAUUGAGAAGCACUGGCGUCUGAUCGGUUGGGCCAACAUUGUUGCUGGUAACACCCUUGAGCCCAUUGUCAACUAA
This is a messenger RNA of Aspergillus mulundensis, 1542 nucleotides long. Its product is annotated as translation initiation factor eIF2 subunit gamma. Gene Ontology annotation, biological process: positive regulation of translational fidelity; formation of translation preinitiation complex. Gene Ontology annotation, cellular component: eukaryotic translation initiation factor 2 complex; cytosol. The record is from RefSeq and is a predicted model, not a curated record. The coding region runs from base 1 to 1542 and encodes 513 amino acids. Gene Ontology annotation, molecular function: translation initiation factor activity; tRNA binding; GTPase activity. The transcript is spliced from 3 exons. NCBI's taxonomy places the organism in Eukaryota, Fungi, Ascomycota, Eurotiomycetes, Eurotiales, Aspergillaceae.